Knipowitschia caucasica is the source of this 270-nucleotide messenger RNA. NCBI's taxonomy places the organism in Eukaryota, Metazoa, Chordata, Actinopteri, Gobiiformes, Gobiidae. The record is from the annotation of a GenBank genome assembly.
AUGUCAUGGGGCCGGCCUCUGACAGAUAACACUCCUAAAAAAGCUCUUUGUUUGCACAAGGCCAUGUCAGAGAAGGCCUUUGAAGGGAUGAAGUGUACCCCGCACCGCACCUCACACCUCCAUUAUCUUCAGCUCCAAGGGCCUGAAGCGUUUAGCGGCUGUCAGUCAGCACAGCACCGGGACCUGUCUGAGAGCAACGAGCCACGGAGGCCCCAUUACUUUCUCUGCUGUCAGGAAGGAGUUAACCCGAUGGGGGAGGCCAGACAUUAG